AUGCCGCCGUCCGUACCUGCUCCGGCCCGGCGCAUCCCGGUAGAGCCGCUGACGCCGGCCGCCUUCUCGCCCUUCGGCACCGUCAUCGAGAACCCAGUGCGGACGGGGUCACCGCAGCCCGGCGGCGGCCUGCAGACAGUGACUGCCAACCAGGGCACGGCACUCAAGUACCUGGACGUCACACACAUGACGGAUUUCUAUCAGCUGGCAGCGAGCGGCAAGCCUGCCAAGGCCGUCAUGAACAUGUUCGUGUGCUCGCCGCGCCAGCUGCGCCACGACGUCUUCGACGUGUCCAUCCUCGAGCGCCACCCCUUCACGUCGCAGACGUUUAUUCCCAUGGGCCAGGCCGCCUCUGACGCCUCGACGCAGUAUCUGGUCAUCGUCGCCCCGACGCUGCCGGCCCACGCCACGGCGCAGCAGAAGCGGCCGCCGCCCUUCCCUACGCCGGAGCCGCGGAGACGCCGCUCGCUGCGUGACAUCUUCUCGCGCGCGCGUCCCUCGCCCUUUACCAACGAAGCAGCGCCGCCUUCGCCUUCGGCAACGAGGCAGCCAGCACCGGUGCCGCCGCCAAAGGGCCCUGGGCUGCCGGACCUCAGCAACGCCAGGGCAUUCAUUGCCAAGGGAAACCAGGCCGUGACUUACGGCGCCGGCACCUGGCACGCGCCAAUGUGCGUUUUGGGUGCCGACGACAUUGACUUCGUCGUCGUGCAGUUUGCCAACGGCGUGGGCAUUGAAGACUGCCAGGAGGUAGAGCUGAAGGCGGCCGAUGGGACCGAAGGGCUGACGGUGCCAAUUGGUGAGAGCACCGUGCCGGGGAUCGUGGUAAAGGCGAGACUCUAA
Molecule: messenger RNA, 840 nt
Organism: Lasiodiplodia theobromae
Lineage: Eukaryota; Fungi; Ascomycota; Dothideomycetes; Botryosphaeriales; Botryosphaeriaceae
Product: Ureidoglycolate hydrolase
Exons: 1
Coding region: 1-840 (279 amino acids)
Biological process (GO): allantoin catabolic process
Molecular function (GO): ureidoglycolate hydrolase activity; ureidoglycolate lyase activity
Source: RefSeq, a predicted model, not a curated record